Molecule: messenger RNA, 2651 nt
Organism: Folsomia candida
Lineage: Eukaryota; Metazoa; Arthropoda; Collembola; Entomobryomorpha; Isotomidae
Product: kynureninase
Exons: 7
Coding region: 107-1540 (477 amino acids)
Biological process (GO): NAD+ biosynthetic process
Cellular component (GO): cytoplasm
Molecular function (GO): pyridoxal phosphate binding; kynureninase activity
Source: RefSeq, a predicted model, not a curated record
CACGUUAAUCAAAACCAUAUAAAAACGAACGAUUAAGCAGGACGGAUUUUCUCUCCAGGCAGCAAAUCGCACUUGAAAGAUCGCAUUGUGAUGUUGUAGCAAAUUUAUGACCGUCAGCAUUAAGUGCAGGACGAUAAAAAAGAGAAAAUAUGACGCCUCACAGUCUUUUAAUACCGUGAGAGCCGAGACGAACUACAUAAUUCAACUGGAAAUGAAUAACGGGUUAAAAACCAGGCUUGAUUCGGUCGGGGUAGAAGAACUUGUCCGACAAUUGGAUGAGAACGACCCCCUGAAAAAAUUACGGGGGGAGUUUCACAUCCCAAAAGUUGAAGUGGUCACGGCAGGAAAAGAAGGAAAAGAUGGUGGGGAAGCGAUUUAUUUGUGUGGAAACUCGCUCGGAUUGCAACCUAAGGAGGCGAUUGUGCUGUUGGAGAAAGAAUUGAAACGAUGGUCGGAAGAGGGGGUCGAAGCGCAGCUGUGCGGUGAGGAGGGUCAGGUUCCUUGGGCGGCGUGGGAUGAGGUAUGCAUCGCGGACAUGGCGAACCUCGUGGGGGCCGAAGUAGACGAAGUUGUUCUCAUGAACUCACUCACGGUCAAUAUUCAACUGAUGCUGGCCACAUUUUAUAAUCCGACGCCGAAUAAGAAUAAGAUUCUGACGCAUUCGAGUGCAUUUCCGUCGGAUACGAUGGCUCUCCGAAGUCACAUCCGCCUCCGUGGCUACGACCCGGACGAAUGUCUCAUAAUAAUUGGACCUCGUCCAGGCGAAGAACUUUUGCGAGAAGAGGACUUGAUUUCCACUUUGGAGAAAAAUGCAGAUUCCAUCGCAGUCGUCUGGGUGGAAGGGGUACACUAUUUGACGGGACAAUUUCUCGAUGUCGCCUUACUAGCUGAGGAGGCGAGGAAUCAUGGCGUCAUUUUCGGCGUUGACUUGGCGCAUGCAGCGGGUAACGUGCAACUCGAUCUGCAUGGAUGGAAUGUCGACUUUGCGGUUUGGUGUAGCUACAAAUAUCUCAAUUCAGGACCAGGAGGAAUCGGAGGAUGUUUUAUCCAUCAACGCCACUUGACUACCCCACUGCCACGUCUAAGUGGAUGGUGGGGGAGUCAAAAGAGUACCCGAUUCAGGAUGGACCCCACCCAACCAUGGGAAGGGGGCGCCAUGGGUUAUCAACUCUCAAACCCACCCAUUCUCUGCCUCGCCACGUUGCGAGCCUCGCUCAACAUCUAUGCCCGACUUGAUAAGGGAAUGACAUCGUUUCGAGCAAAGAGUGCCCUGCUCACGGGUUUAUUGGAGCUGCUCCUCCGCCAAAGGUUGCCUCGUGCCGUGAAAGUGAUCACUGGACAGCGGCGCGGUUGCCAAUUGACCCUCGAAUUUACAACUGCUCCGGCAAAAAAGGUUCUUGAGGAUUUAAAAGGUCACGGUGUGAUUUGCGAUUUUCGAGAACCAGAUCGACUCCGGGUGGCACCGAAUCCGUUGUAUAAUUCGUUCUCCGAUGUGGCCAGAUUUGUCGACAUUUUAGCAAAUCUUCUCAAUAAGGACUAAUAAGGAGUGAAAAACCUACAGUGUGCAGUGUUUAUAUAGCCCGAGUCAGGGGACAGAGUCCUCUUCCAAAUGUUUGUCAAGUGACCGGUACAAACCAACUACUAAUAGUAGUUGGUACCGGUCAUUAAGGGAAAAUUUUUGUCGAUUGCGAAUUAUUCGCAAUCGUCGCUGCAAAAUUGCAGCUUCUUUAACCAAUUCCAAAAACCCCACUGGGUCCUCGUGGCAAAAAAAAUCUUAAAGUUUACUUUACAUUUAUUAAGCUAAUCUAACCCUGCAGGACCACGCCAACUUUUAGUCGUCUACGCCCGUUUUCCAAACCAGUGGGGGUGACCAGUGUGUGCAAAAAGUCAGCCUUUUUGCUAUUUGUUCCUAUUUGCCUAUUUGGCUUUUUGCGUGGCUUUUUGAACUGUAUAGAAAACGCAAUGAAUAGCUUUCACUUUAAUGUUAUUUCUUCUCAUCUCGCCAAUUCAAGUAUGACCAAUUUCUCGAAUAUCAGUUACCAAUUUUUAAAAUAGCUACUUUUAGAAACGGUAUGGGUCACCCCCUAGGCUACUCUGGUUCCACUUUGUUCGCUUUUAACUUGAUAUACUUCCAUACGAGACCAUUAAGUAUCACCAUACCGAAUUUCAUCUUUUUAAGACAAUUUAUAAAAAUCGGUAUGGGCCACCCCCUAGGAUCGCUCCACAUAAAAAUUUUACUAAUUUAACUUCAUAUUAUUUCAUUAGGAGCUAUUAGAAACGUCAAUGGUAAAUUUCAGCUCAAUUAAAUGAUUAUCAAAAAUCGAUAUGGGUCACCCCCUCGGGUCCCUCCAGAUAAAAAAUUUGACCAAUUUCAUUUAAUGUUCUUCCUUAAACCCCAUACGCAACCUAUCUACCAAAUUUCAACUCGAUAUGACGAUUUUGACAAAUCAGUAUGGGUCACCCCCUAGGGUCUUUCAAAAUAAAAUUUUUUCCAACAACUUAAAUUCAUACUCUUUCAUUAGACACCAUUAGCAACCUCAGUGCCAAAUUUCUGCCUUCUAUGACAAUUUUGAAAUUUUGAUGCAUAAUACCCCAUCCACCUAUAUGACCCCCACUGGUCAACCACUUGACCGAUUUCGCCCAUCUUCGAA